Messenger RNA from Salvelinus namaycush (lake trout), 987 nucleotides. Its product is annotated as inactive peptidyl-prolyl cis-trans isomerase FKBP6-like. Gene Ontology annotation, molecular function: protein binding; peptidyl-prolyl cis-trans isomerase activity. Bases 1 to 987 code for a protein of 328 amino acids. The transcript has 8 exons. The record is from RefSeq and is a predicted model, not a curated record. NCBI's taxonomy places the organism in Eukaryota, Metazoa, Chordata, Actinopteri, Salmoniformes, Salmonidae.
AUGUCAGGAAACGGACUGUCGACCAGAAUUCAGCAGUUUUUGGAUCCCCACGAGCGGCUAAUGGCAGGUACUCAGAGCCCUUUCCACCGCCUGGGCCAGCAGAUGCAGGACCUCUUGGGCGAUGGCGGGAUCAAGAAGGAAGUGGUCCAACCUGGAGAAGGCCCACCAGUGCCAAGAGAUUCAUCUGUGUCAAUUAAUUUCUCAGGAUUUCUGGAGUACUCUGACCGACCGUUUGAGACCACCAGCUACCUGAAGUACCCUCGAAUGAUGAAGCUUGGAAGAGACGUGACUCUAUGUGGCCUGGAGCUGGGUAUUCUGACCAUGAGGAAGGGAGAGUUCUCUCGUUUUCUCUUCCUGCCUGCGUAUGCAUAUGGAGAGAUGGGCUGCCCUCCACUCAUCCCUCCUGUAGCCACUGUGCUCUACGAGGUGCAGGUCCUCGAUUUCCUUGACUCAGCCCAAGUGGAUGAGUUCUUCGCAAUGAGUUCGGAGGAGCAGAACACUGUUCCUCUGUCCACGCUCUUCAAUGUGGUCGACACAGAGCGCAGCUUUGGCAACCGCUGCUUCAACCAGAGUCGCUUCGAGGAUGCCAAAGAUCGCUACAAACAGGCGGUGACUCUGCUGGGGAAUCGGGAGAUGGAGGACAAGGAGGAGAAGAGGAGCAUCGCAGCGGUGCAGCUGCCCAUCUACCUCAACCUGUCCCUGACCCAGCUCCGCCUGGACAGGCCCCUGAAAGCCCUGGAGUACGGCCACAAGGCCAUGGAGAUUGACCCCACCAACACCAAGGCCCUGUUCCGCUGUGGUCAGGCCUAUUUGGAGUUGUUUGACUAUGAGAAAGCCCAGGAUUACCUCACGAUGGCUCAGGCCAACAAACCAUUCGACAUCGACAUCAACAAUCUCUUGAGGAAGCUUGCCAUAUGCUACAAGGACUAUUUGGACAAAGAGAAAGAGCUGUGCUUCAAGAUGUGUGCAGACUUUGUGAAGAAGUGA